Molecule: messenger RNA, 3408 nt
Organism: Cladocopium goreaui
Lineage: Eukaryota; Dinophyceae; Suessiales; Symbiodiniaceae
Source: the annotation of a GenBank genome assembly
AUGGGCAAAAAACUGGGGAAGAAAAGCCCGGCAUUCAAAUGCCACAAAAAAUACUUUCAGCAGGCCAAGAAAACAGCGGAUGUGUUAGUUGUGGAGAACGUUCCACAAUACCAAUCCAGUACUGUGGAGGAGGAACUUGGGGAAGAUUGGAGGGUUCGCUACUGUGUCAUAGAUCCUCGAAUUGUGGGACUCCCAGCUGCAAGGUCCAGAAUCUACCUGAUUUGCUACAACAAAAAGGUAGUCCGUUGGAGACCUGAUAUCACUCUGGAAUCGGUUUUGGGCGCCUUGACUUCGAGGGUCAUCACUGACGCUUCGAUGUACUUGUGGAUGGAGCUGCCGCCUGACACUUUGAGCACGUCAAAUCUCAAGGAGUACAACCAGAACCCCCGCUACAAGGGCAAAAUGUUUCAGGAUCUCAACCAAUUGGCCAGAAACAACAGAGGCCGUACAGAGUUGGUCGAUGGUGCGCUGCCAACGUUGACAUGCAGUUCAGGGUCCAUUUGGAGCAAGGAAAAAUCUCGCUUUGUCGCGCCUUUGGAGAUGCUCAGCUCCCAAGUCUUACCUGUCACCUCGGCGCAUGCCAAAGCUUGCAUGGCCCCGACCUUCAACGUUGAUCAAGACGAACAUCCAGUUCGGUACCUCUUGGAGACCUGGGAGCCUGGCAUGCUCGAUCCCUUGUGUUUGUGGCUGGACGAAAUCCUUGAUUCCGAAGCACCGUUCUGUCCUGACCUGAAAUCUAUGGUGCUGCCAGCUUCGGCCACUGGCCAGCUAUCUGUGCCGCUCCUGGCUUUGGCAGUCCAAUUGCCUCCUGAAGGCUUGCCUGUCCUGACCGAUUGGGUUCGGACUGGGGCAGACAUUUGGUAUGCUGGCUAUGAAGGCUGGCGAGAGCCAAUCGAGACUCGCAUCGAGAAGCAGGACUUGUUCGGGUCCCCUAUGCACCAUGGGUGCUUGGUUCCAACCAAAGGAAUCACCAGGGUAUCUAUCCUACAGUUUGCGGUGAUCUACAGCUACAAGGAGCUCCAGGGCAAGAUGGAUGAAGCUGCCAAAGCAGACUUCAUAAGGUUCUUGAAGACCGUGCAGAGCAUUCCCUGCGCCAUCCUCGACCUCGGUGGCAACACUGUGUCGGUCUACAACUUCACGCGAAUACAGAUAACGGAGCAGCAUGUGGAGAGGCAGCGCAAAAAUAUCUUGCAGAAGUGCCUGAUCUUCACACAGAGAGCGCACGAGCUGCUGCAGGAUACUGGAAAGUUCCCUGAGUUUCGCGAUGCUUGGAUGGAGGUGAUAGCAGAAUACAACCAGUUUGGAAUCACCCACUUCAGCGAUCGCUUCCAGAUCGAUGAUGCUGCAGCCGUAGCGCUGUAUGGCUUCAAGGCUAUCAGCUUUGGAGUUGGUGUGUGCCAGGAUGCUUGGGACAUGAUCUCGAAGCACCUGCAUCGGUACCGUGUCGCAGAAUCAGCAUUUGGCAAAGAGACCCUGAACAAUGGGCGUUGGCUAGUGGGAGCUGGACCGAACUCUUCUGGGUGCAAUGCGCUAUGGCAUUCGAUCUUGACAGUCGAUGCCGAAAAACAGGUCUUGUUCUUGCGAAGAAUUCUGUUCCUCCACAACCGAGCUGUUUCACGGGGAGGUCGUGCUUCCACCAUACGUUUGGCAGUAACAGAGCGCAUGUGCCUCAUGCAGUACAUCAUUCACGAGAUGAAGCUAGCUCGUGACCAUGAUGGCAAUGCAAUCUUCGAACCUGAUACGGUCGAAAAAGUCACCAAGAGAUGUGUGGACGGGGACUACACCGCAGAACUGACUGAAGUGUUGACCUUGAAAAAUGGGAACUUUCAGCCGCACCAACUGCAGCUGUGGACUGAGAAUGUGGAGAAAAAGUCAGCACCGGUUGAGAACAGCUUCGCAGCAGUUGACACCAAGAUCGAGCAGCUGGAUCGAGAUGCUCGAGAUUCUGCCUUCCGGCAGGAUUGCUUGAAGCUUACCAGGGAUUGUGCUCAGCUGUCUUUGCUGUACAAGCAGGAGACAAAACAUGAGAGAGCUCUCCGAAUCCAAAGGGUCACCCACCUCAAGGAACAGAAUGUCCAAGGAGCCAACUUCAUCAGACAGUUUAUGUUGCUGAACAUGCGGCAUGUUGGAGGUCGCACGGGGGAAUUGGAAUCCGCCAUGGACGAGUUCACGCACUCCAUCAACAAGCUGGAAAAAAUUCAGACUGGUGGCUUGAUCCUAUGGUUGGACUACACGAAGUAUGGCAGACUUUCCAACAAUGACUUGAAUGAUACGUUGGAGAUCGCCCGCAGCAUGCUGGCAAAGUUCCCAACCCGGUCCUGCAUGCUGGUCAUCUGCCCGCACCUCACCAGCGAAAAAGUCCAGAACGGCCUUAGAGGAGAACUGAGGCGAAUUGAAGACAAACUAGACGCCUUGCAGAUCUACAGUGACAUGGUGACAUUGAGGUGCACCAGGGUGAGCCUGUCGUGGCUCCCAGAGUCUUCUUACGUGGUUCCUGCGCCAGCCAAAGAUGCGCCACCCAAUUCAGCUGAGACGAGGUCGCUUUCCCAAAUGCAAGAGUCAGCCCAAUUCCUUGCUGGAGGCCAGUUGCCAGAACAGGCGUUGGGUGCCCUACUGGCAAAAACCAAGGUGAAAGGGAUUGUGGGUGUGGUGAAUUUGUCGCCAUACGACACCUGGCUCGAAACCUCUGCCAUGAAGUGGGGUAGAAAAACCAAUGGGGAGAUCGUCAUGCCCACGCUUUCCCUCUCCAAAAACUUGACUGUGAUCUCCUACUGCGAACGUAGUGCUGCCCUUCAGCUGAUGCAGGACUGGAAGAAAGGUUCUCACUGCAUGGGAAGUUCAGCGCCAAAGUAUGACCCGCAACCGCCAAAAGUGGAUGACGUCGACGCCACACAGUUCCCACUCCAGGUCAUCAGACUGGAACCAAACCCCAAUGAGAAGACGGGCUGGAAAAGGUGGAGAAUUUCUUUGCCGCAAAGUUUUCGCCAACAAUGGCUGGAUGAUGUUGUCUACUCGCAGGAAUGGAGAGAACUCAUUUCAGACUUCGACUCCAAGUUUGGUCUCGCGUCACCUGGAGCUGAAAGCACUGCAGGAAGUGAAUCUUCCAUCCAGUCUGUGAUGCCAUCCCGCAAGCCUUGGGAGGGAGAGCCAAAAACCAUAGAUGAACGCUACUUGGUAGAGACAAAGCUUGGUGGUCGGACCGUGGGCUCUACGCUGUACCUGGUGUCGGCCAGAUCCAGGGAUGGCAGCCAGCAACAAGUUGUGGAGGGCCAGUCCUACAAGCUUUUCCUUGCAGCCCACAUGCAAAUCGAAGUUCCGAUCUGUGAGUUUCAGCUGGGGCAUGGAGCUUCCAAGUUCUUGAAACCUGAGAAGGUUGCAGCACUGCAAAGGGAGAACAAGCCAGGCUAG